AUGAAGAAGAAAGACAUUUUCCUCCGGCAUGCGCCCGAAGAAUGGCAGGAAAGCGGAGAAAAGUUCUAUCGAGCAUCUAUUCUCUUGGAGUCCGAUCCUGGUUGCCAAUUCAAUCUCACUGUCGACGUGGAGUACUUUGCCCUUACUACGGAUUGGAUUCUCUGGAGCGACGUCAAUAACAUCACAAUGAGCGACUACAUGAGUCCUGAUCCUACCGUUCGAUUCAAUGAACACUGCCACGAGAGUGAGAUUAUUAUGAUGAGUACGCCAUGGUGGCCCAGGCAGGAUAUCACGCCGAACGACAGAUUCCUAGAAAACAUGACGAUGCUUGCAUAUGCAUGUCAUUCAAGCCAUAGCAUGGCCACCAUUCCAGCUCGUGCCACAGUCUCAUCAGGGACAUUGUCCGUCGAGUUCGACGAGAAUCUCUUUCACCAAAUCCGCACGCCAGUUCCCCCGACCGUUCUUGACCUACUCGAACUACGCAAGAUUUAUACGGACAUUAAAUGGAGCGAUUUCGUCCCGCAAGAGUCUAAAACAUCUGAUACUAAUAUCGACCUAUUUGAUGUUCCCUUUGAGGGCCCAGCUGCGAUCCUGGGUGUACCAUACAACUUCAGUAUCCCACGAAUGAUGGCGGAUUCUCAACUGCCUGUGUUCGCUGCUCAAUUUAGACGUCGUUUUUUCGCAGAAACUGUUGGUGGUUCUCUGCAACGCACGGAAGUUUUGGAAGAACGUUCUACGGCUGGUCAUCGACUUGGAUCUGUCCGGACAGUGCUAGUCAGCGGGCAAGCCGCCUGGAUUAUAUGUGCUCUGUUACUCAUUUGUUGCUUCUUCUUUCUGGGCAUCCUGUGGGAGACACAAGCGGCUAAGACAACUCUGAACAUUUGCCAAGAUCCCAGUACAUUGUUGGGUACAAGUGUAUGGGGCAGCGGUGAUGCGAUAGUGUUGCGCAGUUUCACAAAACUCGACCUCGCCACAAGAAAGACGUUGAAAGAAGAACUUGCUGGAAAAGUCUUCUAUUCCAAGCAUGGCAAUCUUCGAGAAAGUGAGGCCAACAUCCAGGACGAUCAUGAGAUCACAAUCGCUAUGUCCGCUCUCUUUGACUCGGGUAAUGGCGUCUUGACUUCUUUCUCGGAAAUGCCCCUAGCAUUGGAGCUGCGAAGUGUUCCAUUUGUGCAACAGAUAUCGGUAAACAGAAAUCAACCUACCUGGCUGUUCAACUACACCAUCGACGAGAAAAGUUUCUCCAGCGACCUUAGCGACUUGGUGUGGGACAAUCUGCAGAGCCUGUCAAAAGACUGGAUGUACACCGCUAUUAUACAUACUGCGCUAGAGGGCCCAAAACCAGUGUGGAGCCAAGAUGAUUGGAGUUUUGUGCCUGUGUCUUCCGAUGUGGAAGGCUUCGCCUCAGCUGAGAACAAUAGUUCAGCAGAUACGGGCGACCGCUCCGUGGAGAGCCUGAGAGUCCAAACAUCCGCGAUUCGUGCUCGCCUGGAAUGCAGUGCUGUUGAGUGGUCCAGAAACACGAGCCUGUGGCUCAUGUCGCAGAACGAAGGAUAUGGACGUAACAUUACUGGACUUGACAACUAUUUCACGAUAGCACGAAUCGUUGAAGAUAGCGAUUCCACGACUUGGCUUUCUACUCAAGGCAGCAUUCCACCGUGCUGCGCCAAUCUCACUGGAAAUGCAACGUACAAUCCAGCCGCAGUUGCUUAUUGGACGGAGAAUUGGCAGAUGAAUCAUGACCCCGAGGACAGUCGCGGUUAUCGUACAUCUGGAAACUUUACAGUCAAAUGGAUCCGAGGCCCUGGAAAGGUUGAACGAGUCAUCAAGGGUAGGCGCCGUAAGCCGGAUGUAUACAUGUUCGUGUUUCCGGAGCCGCCCGCUAUACAGGCAUUGAACUGCAUGCCUGUCUUUGAGUCGAGCCAAGCAGAAGUUACGGUCGAGCCCAAAACCGGUGUCGUACAGCACUAUCGCAUCCUUGACAUUCCUUUUCGGGAGGAUGUCGCUUGUUACGGGCCCUUGUUCGUGCAAUGGCUCUUGAAUGCCGCAAACAUCGAUGGGCCUUCCUCUAAGAGUCCACCCCGCACAUACGAGAACUCCCCAAGACCCAACCCUCAAUAUUCAGAUGGCAGGGCCUUCAAUAUGCGAGAUAACACAACAGGUCUCAAUCUCGAUUUCAUGUCGUACGCCGCUUACGCACAAGUGGGAUUUGAUCCUACCGCCCUACUAGAUCCGGAAGUCUUGGCUAAAACAUCCUCAACUGUCUUCUCGACCUUCUUUCAGCACUUUGUGAACAGCAACCUGUCUCGCGAAUCCGGCGGUUAUGUCUACCAACCCAGGGGCACGAAGCUCAAGAUCAAUCCCCCAAUGGACGACAUGCCAAUCCAGUACAUGCCUGACGGUUUCAUAGCGCCAAAGUUCGAAGAUAUCAUCCGCGAUACCAAUGCAACAACAACAGCAGAACUAAGCACCCAGGUCGAAGUUCUCCAAAUGAAUCUUGUCGCGUUCUGGAUCGCCACAAGCAUUUUGAUCUGGCUUAUCAUCACCAUCAUCAUUCUCGGAUAUGUGCAAAGAAAAUACUACGGCGGUAUGAUGCGCAACAUCGAAUGCAUUGCCGACGUGCUGGUUCUUAUCGCUGGAAGCGAGCGUUUGCUUGAAGUUAUCAGAGAAAAGGGCUUCGAUGCUAUAGUCAAGGAGGACAAGAUGUUGACGCGUAUGGGAUGGUUUCGAGACGCUGAUGGAACCAUGCGAUGGCGGAUUGACUUGGUUGAGGAAAAGCAAGUCAAGGUGCAGCCUAUUCGUUUGGGCCCUGGGUAUGUGCCCGUCACGAAUGGCACUGAGGAGCGCAACACAGAUGUUGUGUCUAAUCGUAGUGUUUCCACACUGGGCAACGACGAAGGCCAUAUGGAUGCUGCGUCGGACGUUGGCGUCACCAUGUCGGGAUGA
Molecule: messenger RNA, 2946 nt
Organism: Alternaria hordeiaustralica
Lineage: Eukaryota; Fungi; Ascomycota; Dothideomycetes; Pleosporales; Pleosporaceae
Exons: 3
Coding region: 1-2946 (981 amino acids)
Source: RefSeq, a predicted model, not a curated record